Messenger RNA from Cryptotermes secundus, 1589 nucleotides. Its product is annotated as chymotrypsin BI. Gene Ontology annotation, biological process: proteolysis. The transcript has 11 exons. Gene Ontology annotation, molecular function: serine-type endopeptidase activity. Bases 53 to 1444 code for a protein of 463 amino acids. The record is from RefSeq and is a predicted model, not a curated record. Lineage: Eukaryota; Metazoa; Arthropoda; Insecta; Blattodea; Kalotermitidae.
AGUUUACGAUAUAAACUGGCCCAGUGAAGUGUCUCCCUGAGGAAAAGCAACAAUGAAAGGAUUCGAAGUUCUAUUUUUGGUGGCAACUUCCGGUCUUCUGGCUCAGGCAAGACCAGAAGACCUCCAUUCCCUUAACAUUCUGGUGCCUGUUGACCCAAGACACACUGCGGAAGACUGGAACACUAUCAUGGGGGCACGUACACCAAGCCCCAAACAUCUCCCUGGAUUCAGUAAUGUCAUCAAACCCCAAACAGAUUUCACUGGAAAAAUCCACGUGUUUGAUGCAGAGCCUCAUAUCACCAAUGGCUACACUGCGACGCAUGGCCAAUUCCCCUGGCAGGUGGCCAUUAUAAUUGACAACUCUUAUUUCUGUGGUGGCUCCCUCAUUUCUGAUGACUGGGUUCUUACUGCGGCACACUGUGCUAUCAAUUUUACUUCAUUUGACGUGACACUGGGGAGCAGCCAAGUGGAUAUUCUCAGUCCUGGCUCUCGAACACUCCAAUCAAGAACUAGUUUCAUUCAUGAAGAAUAUGAUUCAUCCCGCAUCAACAACGAUAUUGCUCUCAUCAAGCUACCCCAGAUGAUAGACUUUACCCUUUAUAUCCUCCCGGCAAGACUGCCUUCUCGCGCUCAAGUCAAUGACACCUUAGUUGGUGAAACUCUUCGGUGCAGUGGGUGGGGAAUAAUUUGUGAUGACUGUUCAGAAAUUUCCAGUACACUCCAGUAUGUAGAUUUGUCAGUAAUAACCAAUAGUGUAUGCCAAGAAGUUUUUGGCGAACUCAUAACAGACACCAAGAUAUGUGUCUCAACAGGUGAUUUGAAAAGCCCUUGUAAUGGUGACAGUGGGGGCCCAUUGGUAUUCCAGGAAGAUGAUGGUCGUUACACUGAAGUUGGCAUUGUGUCUUUUGGUCAUAUACUUGGCUGUGAGAGGGGGUACCCUGUUGCUUUCACCAGAAUCACCAGUUAUCUGGAUUGGAUUGAGGAAAAAACUGGUAUUCAAAUACACUCUUUCGUCCUCACUGUAGAGCUUGCAACCAGUUACAUCAGCCCUGUGAGACUGCCAUCUCGGUCCUUCACAUCUGACCUCACUGGUGAACGUACCCGAGUCAGUGGAUGGGGCAAAACUUCUGACAGUUCCAGCACUGUUAGCAGUACCCUUAACUAUGUAGACCUCACAGUUAUCUCCAAUACUGAAUGUGCCAACACUUAUGGGAAUAUCAUAACACUUACCAAAGUCUGCACUGAAACUCCCAAUGGCCAGAGCACAUGUAAUGGUGACAGUGGUGGCCCACUCACAUAUCUGGAGAGUGACGGUCGCUAUACUGAGGUCGGUAUUGUGUCAUUCGGUUCAUCGGCUGGUUGCCAGAGGGGAUAUCCUGCUGCCUUUACCAGGGUCACCAGCUACCUUGACUGGAUUGAAUCAAAUACUGGCAUUGCCCUUUAAUGUGAAACACAGCAAUGAACCACAUUCAUUCAGACAGUAACACUGGUUUGAUUUUGUAUCUACAUUGUUAUGAAUUAACGACAAGCACUAGAAAACAAACAAGUGUGUAAUAAUUUUGUGUGUCAAUAAAAGCUCUAAUAUAUAA